CAAGCAGAGAAAAGGAAAAGGAAAAGCAGAUCUCUCUGCAGUUCCCAUAGUGGCAAAGCUGGCAGAAUUGCUGCUAUGAUACCCUUUUGAUUCCCAUGGCUCAUAUCCCACUCCACAGAAAACUAGCCCUACGUUCUGGCAUGAAGGAAGAGACGAGCACAGGAGGGUCUGCAGCUCAAGAGUCUCAGCAGUGAGCUCGAGCAUGGAUUUUGGCAGGUAGAGGAGGAAGAGAAGGAAGAGGGUUCCUGAUGUGCAGCUCCAGCACCUGGAACGAGGUUAACAGCCAGUCCCUGCAAGAGGGGGCUGUAAAGAAUGGAUCCUAUGGGUUUGCUGUUUCUCACUCCCUUUCCCACACCCGUUUUCUUUCUCCGCGGGGCUCUGGAGCCGAGUGGCCAGAGCACGGCUGGCAGUGCUAGGAGCAGGGACACAGGGCGUGUGCCGACGCGGAGGGAAGAGCGGCUGCUAGCUUUGCUGCUCAGGGCUUAAUGCACUAAGAGCCCAGCUGACUCCUGCUCAGACGCAAAGGGAAACCGCAGGCACUCGGGGCGGCCAGGCGCCCAAUGGUGUUGUGUUUCCCCAAACCAUGACGGGACAAAGGUUCGGGAAAUGCAUCAUCCUUUGCCUGCUGCCCUGGAGCUGCCUGAGCUUUGCCUGGAGUGAUGCUGCUGGGCCCGGGACCGCCUCACUCGGUGCAGGACACAUCAGAAAGGGGCUGCCCAGAGACGUUGCCAACGGGACCGAUGUGCACAGCAACAUCUCAGUGCCAUGCACAGCUCUCCCCCCGCCACGCUAUGGAUACUACUACGUGGAAGGAGGCUCAGGCGUCUCCUUGGGCUCGGUGCUCGUGUACUGGUGCCAGGAGGGAUACCAGCUGGUGGGCAGCGAGAGGCUCGCCUGCCUCCGCCAGGAGAGUACUUCGUCCUGGAGCCACCCCCCACCCCAGUGCCAGGCCGCCCCGCAGCCCUCGGACACCGGGUCCCGCGUGGCGGUGGCCGCCUCGCUGCUGAGCGGAGCCGUCAUCCUGGCACUGUCCGUCUCCUUCGCCGUGUGCUGCUGGCGGGACAGGGCGAGGAAGAGCCGCGCGGGGCAGCAGCACCGAAGGAAAGGCAGAGGACGGAAGCGUGACCCCUCCGCCCCCGAGGGGGGCAGGAAUGCUUUCGGGAGACUCAAACACUACCACCGGCGCGAUUACCACCUCUCGGCCCUCUCCAGCUCUGUGUUCCCAGGGGCAUUUGCAGGCUGCAAUAACCUGGCUUUCCAAAGCAGCCCUGACCAGCAGCCGAAGCUGCCCUUGGGAAGAUGGCGCCCCGGGGCUGAGGCUGUGCCCCGGCCGCUGCCGCCCGGCCCGGGCCCCGCCAGCGGCCUGCCCGGCCACCUGCCCGGCCACCUGGCCCGCAGCGCCCUGCUGCCGGCCCGCCCGCACAGGGACCUGCUGCCCCGCUACUGCAGCGGCGUGGAGGAACACAAGGGCUUCAGCGAGUGCGGGAAGCCGCUCUGAGAAUUUAAACUGCCAUUCAGCUUUUCUUCCUUUUUAUUUUUCUUUUAACGCUAUCAACUCCUUGACCUCAGGAAGAAAGGAUUUCAGAAGAGCCAGUUAAUGUACCUGGGUUUUCAAAUGGAGAACAAAUGACAUUUCAUGCUGAAAGACUUUUUUUAUAUAAUCCUUUUAUUUCCCUCCCCUGUCCAGCAGUGCACAUUUCAAACAGGAGUUUCUGAGUUAUAAGCUUCUUAAUUGAUUAUUUUUGCAUAAAGCCAAGUCUGAGUAACCCCAUUUUAACCUAAAGUUUGUUUGCAGACUUUCCAGUUUUGAACAUCAGUCUGAUUUUCUGUUUAGGGCUCUUUUAAAGGCUGAAAGUGAAAACAGUUACCAGGAACAAAGAAUGAGAUUAGAUACCUGGAAGCAUUUACAAUUAAUUGCACUUGAAUAUAGAUGGAGACCUAAAGAUUUUUUUUGUUGGCGUUCAGAACUCACCAUAUCUUCCAACUUCUAUACAGACAAUCUUAGACAUGAAAGAUGUAUUGACAAGAGUGCAAAGCUAGCCAGUCAAGGGGAAAACAUGAAUUUAUCUUUAAUACAAAGAACCUAGCACAUCUGAAAGCAAACAAACAAAACAACAGCCCUCUAAAAAAAAAAAAAAAAAUAAUCAACCAACCAACCAACUCCAA
This is a messenger RNA of Corvus hawaiiensis (hawaiian crow), 2166 nucleotides long. Its product is annotated as sushi domain-containing protein 3-like. NCBI's taxonomy places the organism in Eukaryota, Metazoa, Chordata, Aves, Passeriformes, Corvidae. Gene Ontology annotation, cellular component: plasma membrane. The transcript has 5 exons. The coding region runs from base 584 to 1498 and encodes 304 amino acids. The record is from RefSeq and is a predicted model, not a curated record.